Molecule: messenger RNA, 4376 nt
Organism: Pelobates cultripes (western spadefoot toad)
Lineage: Eukaryota; Metazoa; Chordata; Amphibia; Anura; Pelobatidae
Source: the annotation of a GenBank genome assembly
CAGUUAGUUUCAAGAACUUCAGCCACAAGUCCGUCUGAGUCAUUUCAAACUUCAAGAACAGAAAGCAAGAGGUUUUGUGCUACUGUCUCUUUCAGGUAAGUUUACUUUUAAACAUGUACAUCUUUUUCAUUCAAAAAUCAGAUAGUUCUCUGCACAAAAAAAACAAAAAGAUCUAACUAACAUAACCACUUGUUAUGGACAACUGCUGCAACAGCGAAAUAUACUAUUCAAUUAUUGAUUUAUCACUUUGCAGCUGAAUAUUUGAAUUAUAAAUAUUUAAUACAUUAAUAUGGAAUGGUUACUGUUAUGUUGAAUGGACAAACAUGAAUAUUUCACAUUACACAGUAUAGUCAACAUUUACGAGGUGCAACAAUUUAUCUAUACAGAACAGUUAUAUUUCUAGACGUGUUCUGCAUUGCUAUCAAUAAACGAAAAAUGUUUAGGAUUACAACUUGACACUAUACAAAAAUCUGUUUGCUGAGUUUUUAGAAGUGAUUGUCUUUACUAAUGAAAAGUUUAAAUUAAGCAUAUAUUGAUUCUUCCCUGCUAUUUGCAAAAUGUUUUUUUUUUGUAUGUAUUUUUCCUAUACUUCUGAGCCUAUUACAUAUACUUCUAUAUACAUCUUUACACAUAGUUACAUAUAAGGUAACAUGCUUCAUCAGCAUGGACCUAGCUCUUUGCAGCCACAUUUAGUCAUAAGUACCUCUGGGGCCCUCUAGGUGCAAGGAAUUAAUAUAUAUCUCUGCAAUAAAGUUUGGGGCUCAGAAAUCGUUACCUUACCCAAAUAACCAAAUAGACGUCAUUUCAUAACCACGUAAAUUACAGGCUGUAAGCUCUAUCUGGUGUAUUUAUGAACUAACUCUGUUAGAUUAACCCUGAGAGUGUCAGGUAGGUGAGCAAUGUAACGGCAAUUGCAUAGAAAGUUUCAAACAACAGACGGUUAUCUCUGUUUAAUCUGACGUGGUAGUAUGCUGCUGUUAAAAUCAUUAUUGAAAAUGUAAAAGAAUAUCAAUAAAUAAUAUAGAGCGUAACAUUUGCUACAGAAGUGGUCCCUAACCCAUUCCUCAAAGAACACCAAUGGUUCAGGAUUUAGGUGAAUCUCAGUAUAAAUAUUUCUAUAGGAAUACUGGCAAAUCCUGGUCUAUUGGACUGGGUAGGAAAUCUUUUUUUAUAGAGAUUACUUUUUAGCUGUUAAGCCAUUUUUGUGAUGUUCUUUUGCUGUAAACACAUUUAAAGCACUGCCAUUCAAGAAUUGGCAAGUUGUUAUGAAAGCUCUGAAAAAUAGAAUUAAAACUAAUGUAAAACGUAUAGUGUAACAACCGUCUGAAAAGAGAAUACAUGCUUUAACUCUCAAGUGACAUGUGAGCAGCAAUGCCAGGUAUUUGUCACUUCCAUUGUCUAUUGCUGGGUUUUGAUUACACAUAUUUCUAAUGGAUCAUAUCAAUAUUUAUCUAGAACUGUCUGUUUAUAUAUAUACUUCUAAUUGUUUUAAUUAAAUAAGUCAUUAAUGUUCUUUGCAGAUUACAAAAAUCCACGCAGAUUCAUCUAGUGAUCUGAUGCUGAGAAUGGACACAACUAAUGAGACAAUGGCAAGGGUAGAUGAAAACUCGGCGCCGGAUGUGACACAACAGUCCAGCGAUGGACAAAGCACUGAAUACCUCUACAUCUUAAUAGUCAUGUCUUUCUAUGGUAUAUUCCUGAUGGGAAUCAUGCUGGUGUACAUGAGAUCCAAAAGAAGGGAGAAGGAGUCCAAUCUAUUGAUGCUCUACAAGGACGAGGAGUGGCAGUGGAUGGAAACCAGAAAGAGCACACCAAUCUUGUCUGUGCCUAAGUCCUUUCAGAAUUCUACCAUACUCAAUGUUCUCCAGGAAAGUGUGGUUCCAGCCCUGUCUUGUUCUUCUUGCCAAAUAGAAGGGAGCAGCUUGAGUUCAGAGUCAUCAUGCUCUGAUGUACCCUUCACCAUAAAAGAGGAAGUUACAGAAAGUCUUCUUCAAGAGGGACAUGAGCCUGAAGAUAAAGCGGAGAAGAGGCAGAUUUCCUAGCGAUGCUGAGAUCAAGGAAAUUAAUUGGUUUAUGAAUCUUUAGGCUCUGUGUACAUGAGGCAGUAAACCUGUCUUGUAGAGCCAAGUUGGCAGAGAGUUCCUUCUACUGAGGGAAAGUGCAACUGCAGAGAACACUCAACCGUGUGAGUGUGUAAUGGCUUAAAGCAGUGUUCACUCAGUUUGAACAGAACUGAAACAUCUUCAAGUGUUUGACAACACAUAAUAGACUUGGCCUGGUCUGCAAAAAGUGACAGGUGAUACCCUGUUUAGGGUCCCCAGUGGGACAUUUAUACCAUGUAUGAGUGAGGAUGUCAUACAACGGAACUGAGCAAUGGGAAAAAAAAGUUUGUUAAAAUAUAUUAUUUAUGUGCAUAAGGUCACUUUCCAAUAAGUUUGGACUAUAGUAAUAUCUAACCAUAUUAAGGUUUGAUGCUAUUGUCUCUGGAGCUUGCAGAAGAUGGGAGAACUAGAUCACUCACAGCUGUUAUAGAGUCACGGAAAGUGAAAAGAACGAAGUUACUCUGUAUUUUUAGUUCCUUGCUCAGUGCUUGGCUUUGUUUUAUGCUCAAAGUAAUAAUACGUGAUCCUGGUGUGGAAAGAUUUCAAGUCACAGAUUAUAAUCAACAAAUUCUACAGCUUCUUGGCAUGAUUCGCUAUCUAAGGAUUGUAAUGUUCCCAUAAAAAAUGUUUGGAUGAUAUAUCAGAAGGCCCAUCGGAACCUUUCAUGUCUUCUGAGAACUGGAACGAAGUGUAAAGCUGGGGCAAAGUUCUAAAAGUGUAGCAUUUUACAGGAAUUUUCCAUUGGUUUCCAUGGUAAUUUCUCUGCUUUUAGAACACUGCACUUCAAUUUUUCUCCAUUAAUAAACCCAAUGAAUUAAUUAAUUCAUGUAGACAAUUGCACCUUGAUGACUCCCCUAUCCUGAGACCAGAAUCAAAAUUAAAUAUAUCAUAUGACCUAUUCCUAGAUAUUCAAGCAUAAUUCUCAAUCUUUAAGAAUAUGAGCAGAGAUAAUACCACUCGAUGAAUCUGUAAAGAGGAAGUCAGUACAUAGAUGCUACAAAUUCCAAAUGAUUCUGCACCAGGAUUAUAAAAUAAUAAAAAAGUGACUUUAACUUGGGAUGACAUUUAAUUUUAACAUAGUAACAAAAGUAGGCUGACAUUGUAAGCAUUAGAUCAUCUAUUGAAAUUUUAUUUUGCCUGUUGAAAUAUAAAUUAUUCUGCAUGUAAAAUUAACCAAGUUUACAAAAAUAUCCAGACAAGUUUACAGAAAAUCCAAUUCGCUUGCAGUGACCACGUAAUAGCCAUUAGAAAUCCAGUCAUUUACAUUAUAUUUUUUAUAAAGAGGAUGCAUUAUCUGCAAAUCUUAUUAAAUCUUGAUUUAAUAUUUUUUUAUAACACUUUUUAAAUGAGUUAAAUGAUUUAUUAUUAUGACAAAAAUUUUGAAGAUUUUCAUAUUUUUUGACAAAUUGAUAUUUUCAUAUAUGAUGUAUUUUUUUUGUCGUUUAAAAAUGUUGAAAAAAAAUCAUUUUAAAAGUUGAUCCAAAAAUAUUAAAUCAUUUGAAAUCAUUUGAAAAGUUUAUUCAAAAAGUAUUCUAAAGCCUAUCUUGGGGGAAGGUUGAAACGUCAUAGCUGCAAUUCAAGGACAGAGUGUAUGGAAAAUUUCCUCCCCAGCGUACAAAUUACACAGCUUCUAGAUAACAGACAAAAAAAAAAUAUCUGCAACCUCUCCAAAUGAAUGUUUUCAAAGCAAAGUACAAAACUAUUAGUCUGGCAAAAAUGCUCGAGACAGUGGGAUCCAUGCAAUAGUUUUACUUACUCAAAAUCUUUGGUAAUAACCUUUCGCAUAUCUGACUAUUUAGACAAAAACUUUACAGCUGCAGGCAUACCGCAAAUCACGGUUUAGUGAAUAGAUAGAUAUAUUUGUGUUACCGGCAUGAGCUGUAUGUGUAUAUGAGCAUUCCUCAAUUUUACACAUAAAACCCCAUCAAAAACCAUUUCCAACAGUUCCAUUCAAACAGUGAAAGACCUACAACACUUAUCCAAUGAGUACAAACUAGAUUAGUAAAUGUGUGUAAUGUCAUCUUGCUUUCAACAUUAAUGUGUUUUGUAUGAGUUGUCUUUUGUGUUUUUGUGCGUUUUUUUUUUGUUUUUUUAAAUAAGUGACAUGAUGGGGGUUCUGUUUGUCCCAAAUUAUAAGUAAUUGUGUGACAUAUUACUUAUUCAUCCCAUUGCAGCUACAGUUCCACAUCUCAAAAUGGUGUGUACAAGUAUUUUCUUCUAGUAGUAUGUUAGAUAUGUGUAAAUUGAGCAUGUACAUAUAUUUGUUAUUUAAAU